Syngnathoides biaculeatus (alligator pipefish) is the source of this 7915-nucleotide messenger RNA. RefSeq lists its product as uncharacterized. The coding region runs from base 486 to 3317 and encodes 943 amino acids. The transcript has 12 exons. Gene Ontology annotation, molecular function: transcription cis-regulatory region binding. The record is from RefSeq and is a predicted model, not a curated record. Gene Ontology annotation, biological process: regulation of transcription by RNA polymerase II. NCBI's taxonomy places the organism in Eukaryota, Metazoa, Chordata, Actinopteri, Syngnathiformes, Syngnathidae. Gene Ontology annotation, cellular component: nucleus.
CGCACACAAAAAGAGAGCGAGCGAGAGGGAGAGAGAGGCUGCUCUGGGAUCAGCUCAACUAUUUUUUUUUUUUAUUUUUUUGUUGUUGCUGUUUUUAAUUUCCAAAUGCAACGCGACAAUAUUACCCACGCGGCUGCCCGUAUGGUUCCCAUACUGGGACACUCCAUUGAAUUUCUUCCAUGUUUCCUUUUGAACUCCAACCGAGGCGGAUUUAUUAUCGAAUAGCUCGCUCAUCCGUAGAGGAAAUAUUUUUUUUUCUUUCGGUAUUUAACAUUUGAAGUUCGCAAACUUUGGCCACACCUAGAUCCUAGAUCCUACGCUAUUUAAAUCUUGAAAGAAAAAAAAAAAGAUUUUUUUUUUUUUUUUUUUGCUUUCUUUCUCGCUCACUGGUUUGCUGGUGGUGGUGCGUUUGUUUGUGUGACGGCGAGUCCCGGCGGUGUGUAACCGGAGAGGGGCCUCACAGAGGGAAUGCAGGCAGGACUGCAAUGGAGCACAAUGCAAUACAGUGGUUGGGUGCUCCUUCCUGCCAGAGAGGCAGCUACGCCUUCUACAAGUCGGUCGGCAGCAAGACCCGAGCCGACGGCCCAAUGCGGGUCUGGAGGCUGGGCGAGUUUUACUUCGUUCGCUGCGGGCCGGGCGAUCCCGUCUGCAUCGCCGAGGUGACCUUACUGUGGGAAGACAAGGCGCAGCGCCACCUCCUGGCCAGCGCCAGACUCUACUUCCUCCCCGAAGACACACCGAAGGGUCGAACCAGGGAGCACGGAGAGGACGAGGUUCUGGCCGUGUCCCGGAAGAUGGUGCUGCGGGUGGAGGACCUGGUGCGAUGGUCGUGCGCCGAGCCGGCAGGGUGGAGCGACAAACCCAAGGCGGCGCCCUGCGUCGCCAACGGGCUCCGCAAAGCGGCGGAGAGCGGCGACGCCGAUGGCGCCAACAACACGACAGACUGCAAGCCUCUGAAGGAUAAGCGCGAAAAUGUCAUGGGCGAAUGCCAGAAUGUCAAAGUCCUCAGCUACCCGCAGUACUGCCGUUACCGCUCGCUGCAGAGGCGCAUCCAGGACGGCGCCCGGGGCCCGACGCUGCAGGAUGCCCACCUGUUGGCUCUGGGCGGCGUCAGGGUGACGCCCAGCACCCGCUUGAUGUACUGCAGGGACACCUUCAACCACCCCACGCUGGAAGGUAGCGUCGGCUUCUCCUGGCAGUUCCGGUGCCCAUCUCUCAGUCUCCGAGGGCGACCUCGCAAGAGACGAGGCCGUGACGGCAGAGAAGGCCCGACCGCUGGCCAGUCGGAAUCGUGGAUUGAAAGGAUGAAGGAAAACGUGAUGGGGAGCGUGGAGGCGGGCAGCGAGGGCGGCUGGCUCCCCCACCCCGAAGAGCAGCUGUUCCUGGACGAGCUCUUCGCCUUCAUGGAGCGGCAAGGCUCGCCCAUCCACAAAGUGCCCAACCUCGGCUUCAAGAAGAUCGACCUCUUCCUCAUGUACUCGGUGGUCAGACGUCUCGGAGGCUACGAAAAGGUAACGUCGGAGCGCAUGUGGAAGGUGGUUUACAACGAGCUGGGCGGGUGUCCCGGCAGCACCAGCGCUGCAACCUGCACAAGGAGACACUACGAGAGGCUGAUGCUGCCCUACGAAGAGCACCUGAUAGCUGGGGGCAUGGAAGUCAAAAUCCCACAAUGUACCCUGCCCAUGAAGCCCAGAGGGAUUCGAGGGAGGAAGCCACUCUCGCGGGGCAGAAAACCUGGACCCAAAGUCAAAGCUAAGAUGGCAGCCACUCCCCCCAGCACCAUCGCCACCGCUGACGGGGCCCCGGUGGUGGUGAAGCGAGGGCGAGGCCGGCCGCCUGGCAAGCGCAACAAGGCCACGCUGCUCGCUCAGGCCAAACUGCUGGCUCAGCAACAAGCCAAAGUCAAAGCGGAGUCUCCGAAGCCUCUCCUUCCGGCCCAGGGCAGCGCUGGAGUGACGCCAAACAGCAGCAGCGCGCAGCAGGUGUUGCAGCAUCUCCCUUCCCCCUCCCUGCAGCCCAUCCAACCGGCCCUCCUUCCCGUCAACAUGCCCCCCACCCCGGACCUCUCCCCCAUGUCCACUCCGUUCCUCCCCUUCCAGCCCAAGCCGAAGGACCCCAAGGAUCAGGCCGGGGACUCCGUACCUUUGGCUCCGGGCGUCCUCAUCUCCGCGUUGCCUCGCCAUUUUGUGGGGGGAUCGCUGGGCAGGUUCAGCCCCAUCAAAGGUCUGUGUCCCCUGGACGUGCUCAGGAACUGCGUGGGCUUGCAGAGGGUUCUGGAGAGUCCAGCCCCGACGCCCCUAGAGCCAAGUCAGCCGCAUACAACGAUCUACGCCAUCCAGCCCAAACACAGAAGCCCGGCUACCCCAGUGCCGAGCGGAGAGCAGACGCUGUCCCCGCCCCACCCAAUACAACAGCAUUGCAACCCGUGCUCGGGGCGCAACAUGGACGAGGACACCCAGAGGGGAGGAGCUCGGGAAACCAGGAACUGUCACCCUCUGCCCCCCCUCCGGGUUCUACCUUUGGACCUGGACUGCAGCGUACAAGUGCGACAGCUGAUGAGGACUCGUCUGGGAUCGACUCAGUUCCAAACCUUCACCCGCCGGCUGUCCGAGGCGCUCUCCCAGGACCUGAGCGCUAAGCCGCCCUCUUCGCCCAUCACACCGCCGCCUGAGCAGGCCCUCCCCUUAAACCUCAGCAAGCGCUUUACCCUCAAGAGACCCGGCACGGACCCGGUCGAGCUUGCUCGGGUGACCACUAACGGAACCGCCGAAGAGCCGUCUCUCAAGAAAGUCAAAGCUGACUGCCUGGAGCGUGCUGAGGAUUUGAGCUUGGGCGGUGGCGGCGCCAGGUGCCCCGACACGGGGUCCACUGGCCACGAGGGCCAGGAACGUGGACCCAAGAACCAGGACGAACCGGCAGACCUGAGCUCACCCAGCAGGAUCAGGGCUUUCCUGCUCGGCCUGCCGCCCUUUCAGGUAAAACUGGACGAGGAUCUAAACGGGAUGAAGUUUGGCAAAGUCCUUCCAUCGGGUUCCGCAACGGAAAGCCAGACGACCGCGACAAUUCUGAAAGAAGCCGAAGCGGAAAUAACGGAGACCAGCGACCACAAAUCAGAGUCUUUAACUAAACAGGUAGGAAAUGUCGAAAUGCUUAACCUGGCAGUAAAAGAGGAAGGGAACGCUUCGGUGGACAAAAUGGAGGACUUCAGCGAUCAGACGAUGGCCAGUGUGGAAAAGUGCGACGUGGAGACCUCCAAGGGCCACCCGAGCCCCGUUCUGCCCCAGCCAAGCGCUCUGGUUCUGGCCCAGCAGAGCUGAAGAACGUCCACCCACAAAAUUACGAGCCACAUUCUUUCUUUUUUUUUUCUUUUUUUUUAGCAAAAGCGUCCCAACCAGUUCGGGGAGGUGUGGGUGCAACAUCUGAGCUCAUUAACUUCGCUUCUUGUGGGUUUUGAUUCCACUCUUACAUUCUCAUAGACAAUCGCGAAGCAUUUCUUUCUUUCCAGUGGACUCUUGAACAAACACUGCCACAAUAGCACUAACCCUUCCCAUCCAUUAUUCAAAAUACAUAUUGAAUAAGCGCUAUAAAUAAAUAAAAAGCUAAGUCUAUUACGCGUACGGGCGAUGCUAUGCAUCGAGGCGUCAUAAUGAGCAUCAGUACUGUAUCCCGGUAGCUUAAAAUUUGACAUUGUACUCUACUUCUGUUGAGAGAGAGAGAGAGAGAGAGUUAUUUUCUGAUUUAAAGAAAGGAAAAAAAAAAAAACAAAAAAACAACAACAAAUCCGAGAAAUGUUCUCGGGAGUCUUUGCAUAUAUCUCGUCGCGUGAGGCACUCCCGUAUUUGUGCUCGUUAGCUAGCUAGACGCUCCAUAAAGUGUGCUAUUAAUUUGCUCUCCUGACACGUACGUGCCUUAAGGGGCCCGCGGUCAUCGCCGGCUUCGCUUUAAAGUCAUCCCGUGCCGAAAUCGGAUCCAUAUUGUUGUUCAUACACGACCGUGUUUCCCAACAUCUAUUGAGCCGAGGCGCACACACCACUCGCAGAAAUUGAUCGGCUUUUAAUUGGUAUUUUAAGGAUGAAUGUAAGUCACUAUAACCCUUUAUUGGUGGAUUUUUAAAUGCACCUGUCCAAUGGUUCAAUCUUUAUGUACUUUUUAAAAAAUAACUACGAUCUGUAAUACAAUGAUAAUAUAACUAUAAUAAAAUAAUCAAUUUAUUCAAAAAUAUACAGUACAAAAGUUGAAUCCAAAGCUACUUUUGUCGUCUGAAUUGCGAGCAACAAAACGUUGCUGGCACAGUUGACCAAAAAUGAAUUAUUCGUGAUUUGAAAUUGGAUCAGCCGUCUCCAAAACAUGCAAAUUUUGCCCGCAUUGGACCCUGCCGAGAUAGAUGUAAAAAUAAUCUAUAGAGACUUCACCUGUCAAGGUGUCCCUUUUGGUCUCUUGCAUUUUUUCGUCUGAAAUCAUCCGUUUGACUUUACGGUGUCAAAAUUUUCCACGCCUCCAAAUCGAUACGCCUGCCGUCGUUUUCUUUUUUUUUUUUUUUUUUUUUUACCUCUCUUGAGCAGCGGAAGCCUCGACGGCUCCUGUUUGUCCGUCACGAUUUUACCUGCUGCUGUUUUGUUUCUUGUCGGGCGGCAAGCGGUUUGCCGUAUUGUUGCCGCGCCAAAGCCGUUAUUGCAUCCAACGCUCGAACCUCCGCAAACGCUACAAACUCUAACCCAAAAUGGUCAAAUAUAGUCAAGUAUUUCCCAUUUGUCCCCCUCCCUUUGGGCUAUGCAUUCAUAUUUAAUAUCAUCGCGUGUCUGAUCGUUUUACACGGGGAUUCAUAUGGAUGAUUCUUUUCUGUUGAAUUUUGUAUUUAUUUCGAGUGAAGAGUGAAGGCGGCGCGUUGCUACUUGAGCGUGUCUGAAGUAGCGACUUGCUGAGCCGAGAAUAAAGUUGUAAUAACAAGUUAUGGAAAAACAAUUUGAAAAAAACAACACUACAAGAAUGAAGUAAUAUUUCCGAAGAAAAACUUCAAGUUAACGAUUAUUAGAAUUUUGUGAGAGGAAAAAUACAAUAGUUCUAAUGUUAGGAAGAAAAAAAAAGUAAAGUCUCAGAAAAUAUUGUUGCAUUUGGAAAAAAAAAAUUCAAGAAAAUUGCUAAAAUAGCUGUAUUUAUAAGUCCUGAUCUUAAAAUAACCAAUAUUAUACUUACUAUAUACAAAUAUCACAAGAAUCGUGUCAUAGCAUGAGCAUAAUGUUUUAAUAUCAGAAGUCAAAGCCGAAAAGGGGAAAUUUUGUGAUACAAAAAAAUGUAAGUAAGACUAAAGUUGUACAUUUACUGCAAUAAAAAUGUCAUUUCAUUAGAAACAUUAUUAUAAGGAUAAAGUCAUAAUUUUCAAGCAAAAAAAAAGGGUGCCAAUUUACAGGAGAGAAUAUUAAAAUGAAAAAAUAUUUCUAGCUCAUAGUCCUAAGUCAUAAUAUUUGGAAGAAAAAGCUUAUAUAGUCAUUAAAAAAAUAGUCAUACUUUAAUUCCAAAAACUUGUAAUUUUAGGAGGAAAAAAAAUUUACGAAAUUAAAAAGACAUUACAAUAAUAGAAGAGUUUGUAAUAUGAGGGGAAAAAAUGCAAUUCUACUAGAGUUAAGGUGGAAUUUUAUGAGAAAUAUAUUCCCAAAACUAUCACUACAAGAAUGUCGUAAUACACUAUUGCGAGAAAAAGGCGGAAAUUUUUAUGAUGGAAAAAAAAGUGUAUCAUCAUUUCCAGAAGCAAUCCUCAAGUUUAUUUAUUUGCCCGUGGAUGGCCUUUUAUGUUUCAGUGGGAAUUUUAGACAUAAAAAAAAAAAAUCUGACAUUGUCACAUUGCUCGGUAACUAAAUAUUCUCACACCAUCCUGGGUUUUUCUUUUAUUACAAAUGUAUUCCCGUAGCUUUGUAAUAUUACAAAUGUGUUCCCACAACAAUCAGAAGGGGGGCGGGGUAAUAUUACCAAAUGUAACUUCAUCAGGGUAACAAACAAUGAUUGUAGAUAAUUUUACACUCUUUAAAAACAUACAACUUUAUUCUCCUCUUCCUUUUUCCGUACGGGACCUGAUUGUCUAUAAAGUGGCGCAUUAUUAUUAUUGUUAUUAUUAUUUCCGUUGAGCAAAAAAACAUGACAGCCAAUUGAAAACGCGUGUACCCUUUUUUCAUUUUGUCUCGUCGUGAUAGCUAAAACUUUUUUUUUGUUGCAUCACGUUUUUCUCCUCAAGCUACUUUGUUGCCACAGCAACUCAACUGGGUGCCAUGUUUUUAUUUUUUUUAGAUAUAUUUCUGGGUGUGUAUAUUUUUUGUUUUAGACAUUCUUGCUUGUUUUAUGUUGGACGAUAUGCCACUGAGGCUGAAUGCCUUCUUUUUUUUUUUCGGGGGGGGGGGGGGGUGGUCUUGUAGUCUAUAGAGCAUGUUUGUUUUGUCUUUGAAUAUUUAAACUUAUGUUAGGUUAUGAAUUUUUUUGUUUUCUUACAGAUUUCACUGUUUACAUUUUUUGUCGUAUGCAUGUUUAGAGUUGUUGACGUAUAUCGGGUGUUUUUGCACACUACUACAGCAUCGAUAGGGUUUCUCCAACGGCACCGCGCUUGACAUGAAGUGCCUUGUUACUUUGGAGCCAACUCGGACGUCGGCGACGCGAACACGAAACCCCUUUGUGACUUUUUACGGAACGCGAACGUGAGAAACGAUCAGAAUCGAAACCAGACCGGACAUUCAGUGCUCCUCCGCCGUCCGGAAACGUUUAACGCGGGCUCGAUUGACGCGGGUGUUCUUCGUCCGGUUCGGCUGGCGAAUUUAAAGGUUCUGCAUCGUAAAACAAAACAAAACGAAACAAAACGGCUUUAAAGAAAAUUGGCCCAAAGAUUGAAAAAUGAUGACAGUUGGCUUCACAUUUGUAGGAAAAGUGUAGAAAAUGAGGCUUGUUUUAUUUGUUUUUAUCUGUAAAUAUUAGAUGUAAAAAGAAAAUGGAGAUAUAAUUGUGUAUAAUUGAAAAGCCUUGAAAUACUAAUAGUGGUCACAUACCAUUUUUCAUAUAUUUUUUUUUCAUUUGUAGCUGAGACCAACAAUCUAUUUUUGAGUUAGCCGUUUUAAAUAUGAAAUACAUAAAUUUGUUGAUGCAUUUUGUUUAGCUGGCUUGGAAUUUGUUGGGAAAGUGAAGGGGGGGGUGAAAAUUUUUGAAAAAAAUUUGAAAACAUUUGUUUUUAAUCUGUAAAUUUUGUCCUGUUAAAGAUUAAAAGAAAAUGUUAUGAUUAAGGUUUUUUUUUUAAUUAACAAGCUCCAUAAAUAGAAACUAGUGGGGAAAAAAAACAUUUUUUUUAGCCCCCCCCCCAAAAAAAAAAUUGGUACAAAUUGAAAAACAAAUAAUGCAAACUUUGAGAUGCAUGUUUAUUUUUUUUUUGUCUUGAAAAGCUAGCUACGGAAAAGAAAAUUCUACAUUUUUAGAUUUUUGUUUUUAUCUGGAAAAAAGAGUCGUGCUGAAUUUUUCAGGCCACUUGUUUUUUCCCCCUCUCAUUCAAAGUCAGCCGGGAUGGACUCGAGUUCAUAACCCUCGCGAUCAUAAUAAAGACAAAACGGUAUACAAAAUGGAUGCAGCGCCUUUAAACUGGCGGACGACGAGUCCCGAUGAAUGUCUCCGUCACGCUACCCUCCUCCUCUGACCUCACUUUAUUUUUGUAUCGACAAAAAGGCGUCGUCGUCACCUUUAUUAACCGGGACUCCACCGCGCCAUUUAACGUUUUUUUUUUUCUUCCCGCCUUAUGAAUUUGUAUCGGAUGAUUGCAGCACGCGCUCGGUUACCGUUUGUUUUUUCCUAAUGGCGUUCAAAAAAAAAAAAAAAAAAAAGAAUGGCAGUGUCAGGUACCAUUCCAUAUUAACACACUGUAUAUUUAUAAUAAAAGUAUUCUGAUAAUAAA